AUGGCGACACUCCUGCAAUCAGCUUGGAAAAUAGUCCCCCAAUUUUGCAGCACUUCCGUCCCCCGUACCAUCGAGUUUUAUACAAAAUCACUUCACUUCACGCUUGGUGGGACACAUCCAGACGACGAUGCGAAUAGUACCCCGACAUUCUGUUCACUGUUUAUUGGUAAAAAGGCUGAUGCCAAUAUCUACUUCUUCGAAAAGAAACUAUCAUCCUCUACGCAGGAGGCUACAAGCGAAGACAAUAAUGAAACCUUCCAUCGCUCAUCGACAAUGAUUGCAUUGGGAACUACAGAACUGGAUGAAUAUUACAAUAUUUUGACUAAGGAAGGGAAUGUUAAGAUUAUCAAACCUAUUGAGGACCAGCCAUGGGGCUAUCGACAAUUCACUCUAGAGGACCCUGAUGGGAAUAAACUUACCUUUUUCAAAUUUCUGGAAGGAGGAAAUCCAGGCACUGAGUGA
Microsporum canis CBS 113480 is the source of this 462-nucleotide messenger RNA. RefSeq names its product glyoxalase family protein. The coding region runs from base 1 to 462 and encodes 153 amino acids. The transcript has a single exon. The record is from RefSeq and is a predicted model, not a curated record. NCBI's taxonomy places the organism in Eukaryota, Fungi, Ascomycota, Eurotiomycetes, Onygenales, Arthrodermataceae.